This is a messenger RNA of Recurvomyces mirabilis, 1389 nucleotides long. RefSeq names its product cyclin-like protein (gene CLG1). The coding region runs from base 1 to 1389 and encodes 462 amino acids. The transcript has 2 exons. NCBI's taxonomy places the organism in Eukaryota, Fungi, Ascomycota, Dothideomycetes, Mycosphaerellales, Teratosphaeriaceae. The record is from RefSeq and is a predicted model, not a curated record. Gene Ontology annotation, biological process: regulation of cyclin-dependent protein serine/threonine kinase activity. Gene Ontology annotation, cellular component: cyclin-dependent protein kinase holoenzyme complex; nucleus. Gene Ontology annotation, molecular function: cyclin-dependent protein serine/threonine kinase regulator activity; protein kinase binding.
AUGCCAGCCUUCUACGGUACACGGCCAUCGGCCAGCGCAUUGCCAAUCACACCUCCAGACUCUGGUUCGGGAUACAGUUACAGCAACAUGUAUCACAACCAGGAUCCGUAUGCGCCGCACCAGGGUCUCAGCCAACUUCGUCAAGACAGCACGUAUGACUACCAGCCGCAGCAGGAUUACAUGCAGCCCGCUAUUGCGCCUGGACCGCCAGGUUACUCCUACUCGCAAGGGGGCUACCAGACUGCCAACAACCUGCCACCAAUCUCAAGCUACUACGAGCAUUACGAGCCGAUCGGCGCACCGAUUUUGCCACCGCUGAGGAUCAACGACCGUGCGUCCUUUGCUGAUGACUAUCAACGCAGAGUACAGCAGCAACAGCAGGAUGCAGUAGCGCGCGAGCAGCAACGUCAGGCGGUCAAGGAGGCGAAAGCGACAGGCGGUGUGUCUGCCAAGCUCGACUACGAGAUGGAGAGAAUGACGGACUUUGUCACGGAGGCCACCAUGACAAUCUUCCAUCACAAGAUGACAAGCCCGCCCUCCUUCCGCAAAUGGGUGCAUCAGGUACUCUCCGCCACGAGACUACCGUCAUCCACGAUCAUGCUCAGCUUGCAUUAUCUCAACGAUCGCAUCGCGCGCUUCCCGGAGACGGUGACGACCAAUGAGAACCAGAUCUAUCGGCUUCUUGCCGUGGGUCUGAUUCUAGGCAGCAAGUUCUUAGAUGACAACACCUUCAUCAACAAGUCGUGGGCAGAUGUCACCGCGAUCAAGGUUACCGAGCUCAAUCAGCUUGAGGCUAAGUGGCUUGAUAUGAUUGAGUGGCGUCUUCAUGUCGAUCCUGAGUCGCCUCAUGGCUUGCAAGCGUGGCUACGCGCGUGGAGGGACUAUCAGAUCAAGGACAUCAUCAAGCAGCCCCCCGCUCGCUUGUCGCCCCUCGACACUAAUGUGCAUCGUCACAGCGGGCAUCGUGAGCGCUUCUCCCCCUACCCGACACCGUACAGUGGCGCUCCGUCUCGUUACGACUCUGCGACUUCGGCUCGGUCAUCUCAAUACGGCAGCACCACCGCUUACGGUAACGACUUGUGGGCCAUGAGCGGGCGCACAUCAUACGACGACUACUACAAUCGACCUGGCAGGUACGCUGGAUUGUCCGAAAUGGAUACCUACAACCAGCGUGCUGCUGACGAGCGCGCUCGUCAGUCAGCGUAUACCUACCAGCAGAACGCUCACGCGUCUUACUAUCAGAUGCCGACAUACGGAUCUACCUGGGACCAACCAGCGUGGAAUGCAGCUCAUCGAUAUGACUGCGCUUGCACUGCUUGUGCCUACCAGAGCCACUAUCGCCCCUACUCGAUGGCCACUGGCUACUCGGCUCAGGCGGUCAUGGGUUGA